AUGAGAGUUCUAUAUUGGAAUGUCAAUGGGGUGUCGAAGGUGGAGGCUGGUUUGAAGCUGCGUGAAUUAGUUAGGGAGUUUAGGCCGGUUAUCAUUUGUAUUGCUGAGCCGAAAAUUCCAUAUGCCUAUGGUGUGAUGCUUCGUCUAAAUUUAGAUGGUUUUGUUAAAAAAGCAAUUCAUAAUUCUUCUUCUAGUUCUAUUGGUAAUCUUUGGAUACUUUGGAGUGAGGAUAUUGAAGAGCCAGUGGUGCUAAAUAGCAAAAGACAAGCUGUUACGGUGAAAACUGAAGGAGUCUUUGUUUCUUGUGUUCAUGCAAGUUAUAUUCAGGUGUUUAGAAGGAGAUUAUGGUGUCAACUAGCUGCGGUAGAUAUUACUACUCCUUGGCUGGUAAUUGGAGAUUUUAAUUGUGUUCUUUGCAAUGAGGAGAAAAAAGGAGGUAGAGAGGUAAUUUCUUCUAGUAUUAAUUGGAUGGAGGAUAAUGGUAUUUUUGAGGCUGAUUCUUUGGGUUCUAAAUUCACUUGGACUAAUGGUCAGUUGGGAGGGAGAAGAAUUGUUAGUAAGCUGGAUCGUGCCAUUAUCAAUGAGCCUUGGUUAAAUAAGUUUUCUAAUUGGAGUUGUAAAGCUCUUCCUAGGGAAUUUUAUGAUCAUUCGACUCUUAUUGGUUAUUCUUUUGUGGCUUCUAGACCGAAACGUGCUCCUUUCAGAAUUCAGAAGAUGUGGUUUACGCAUUUAGAUUUUAUGAGAAUGGUUGAAGCUUCUUGGAGUGCCCCGGUGUAUGGUAAUCCUGAUUUUGUUUUUCCCUUCAAGCUAAAGAGAUUGAAGGUGGCUAUGAAAGUGUGGAAUCAGCAGGUGUUUGGUAAUGUGAAUGCAAGGCUAAGUCAGGCUCAAUUGAGGUUUGAAGUGGCUAGUAGGAAUUCUGAUGAAGACCCAUUUGACACUUUCAAGCAAAAUGAGAUGAAGGAUGCGUCGGUGUUGGUUAAUGAAGCACGUAUGCAGCAACAUAUUAUGUUGAAGCAAAAAUCUCGAAAUAAAUGGAUUUUGGAGGGUUCAAGUAAUUCUUCUUAUUUUCAUAGUUCAAUUAAAACUCGUAGAAGUUCUAACACAAUUUCGGAGUCGGUGAAUGAGGAGGGGUGUAUUAUUAAGGAGCCGGACCAGUUAAGAGACCAUGUUGUUUUUUAUUAUGAAAACAAGUUCAAUGGAGUGGAUGAGCCGAUUGAGGAUAGUUUGUUUGGGCAUUGUUGGGAUUUAAUUCAUGAGGACUUAGAGAAGGCUAUUAUAUAUUGUUGGAGUUCCAAAGUUAUUCCUAAUAGGGCUAAUUCUAGUCUCAUUCUUCUGCUGGCUAAGGUGAGAGGGGCUGAUAGUUUGAAGAAAUAUAGGCCAAUUGGUCUUAGUAAUUUUUUCUUCAAAAUUUUUACCAAAAUUCUAGCAACUAGACUUGGUAAAGUCUUGGAUAAGUUGGUAUCGGAGGAGCAGGUGGCGUUUAUGAAAGGGAGGAACAUUCAUGAGAAUAUUAGUUUGGCUUCUGAAUUGGUUAAUGAGUUGCACAUUAAAAGAAAGGAUGGAAACUUAGGUCUCAAGCUGGAUAUCUCUCAAGAUUUUGAUACGGGGAAUCAGAAGAGUCUGACAAACUUGUUGAGGUUUCUUGAGGUUUAUCAACAGGCGUCUGGUCAAAGGGUUUGUAGGGAGAAGAGCAAAAUUUAUUUUGGAGGUGGGUCGUUGCAUAAGAGGCAGGCUAUUGCUAAUUUCUUAGGCAUGGGUGUUACUUUCUUUCCGGAUAGAUAUUUGGGAGUUAAGGUGAUGCCUGGCAGGGUGAAAUAUAGUCAUAUUAGUAAUGUGGUGGAUAAGUUGAAGGAUCAUCUCUCGGUGUAUAAAGGUAAAAUGCUUUCCUUUCAGGAUCGGGUAGUGCUUAUUAAAUCUGUCCUUGCAAGCUAUGCCAUUCAUAACAUGGUUGUGUAUAGGUGGCCUGUUAAAUUUGUUAAGCAAAGUGAACGUGUUAUUCGUAAUUUUCUUUGGUCGGGAGAUUCAGACUUGGAUAAAGCUUUUGUGGUGGGAUAUGAUAAGAUUUGUAGUCCGGUGAAGGAAGGGGGUCUUGGGAUUACUAGCUUGAGUAAUAUGAACAAGGCUCUGAUCAUGAAGUUGUGGUGGAGUAUUAAAACUUCUAAGAAGAAUUGGGCUAGAUUUAUGGAGUCGAUAUACACUUGUAGAGAUGGUCGUCUGAAGAUGGCAAGAGUUAAAUAUUCAAUUUUGUCGGGGAUUCGAUGGAGAACUGACCUUGACAGACGUGCGAGAGUUAGUGAUAUCAUAGUGCAGAAUCAAUGGCAUUUGGAGGGAGAGCAUAUGCAUGACCUUGCAAGUGCUGGUGUGGCUAGGGAGAAUUUACCAAGAAGGCUUAUGGGCAGUGAUGAGAGGAUUUGGAUGCCAGAUCUAAAGGGAAUGUUUUCUGUCAGGUCUGCAAGGGAUUUGGUGCGCAGCAAGUAUCCUUUGCUUCUUGAAGCAAAUCUGUUGUGGAGGAGGGUGGUGCACCCGGCUUUAGCAGCUCAGAAUUGGAAAUUCGUUAGGGGAGCUUGUUCAACUCUGGACAAAGUUAAGAGUAGAUUCAAGAUUGCUCUUCCAUCUCGGUGCAGUGUGUGUCAGAUUGAGGAGGAGUCUUUGGAGCAUAUUCUCUGGAGUUGUAGUGCUGCUAAACGUGCUUGCCAGUGGUUGGAAGGUAUUUUUCAUCUUAAAUCUUGUUAUAACUUGAUUGCUUCUAAUAAACAAGCAAAAGGUUGUAGUAGAAUGGUUAAAGAUCUGUGGCUUGUCUCCAAUCUAGUGCUGUGUUCAGAACUGUGGUUUCAAAGGAAUAAGAUGGUUUAUGAGAAGAAGAAACCUUGCUGGAAUUUCUUCAAGAAGCGUGUGUUUAAUUUCAUUCAUGAAUACUCAGAUAGAAUGAAGGGGUGUAUGCUUAACAGGGUUGAAGAUCUGGAGAUAUUGGUUUUUUUCAGAGUAAAAUGCCAUAAGGUGAAGAUGUUGGAACCUGUUGAGUGUCUUUGGCAGCCUCCAAUGCAAAAUCAACUCUUGUUGUGCUGUGAUGGAUCUUCUAGAGGUAACCCAUGGGUGGCCGGAGCUGGAGUGGUGGCUAGGAAUUCAGCUUGUGAAGUGGUGGGAGCAAUGUGUGUUGGCCUUGGUGUUAUUUCUAAUUUUUUGGCGGAAUUAUAUAGCAUUCUAAUUGGCUUAGAUUGGGCAGUUCAAUGGGGUUACAGAGAUGUGCUUGUAAGGACUGAUUCUAUGAGUGUUAUAACUGCUUUGGAAGGGGAUAAUAUACCAUGGUUUGCAAGACAUAGAUGGUAUGAAGCUAAAGUCAAGUUUGAUUCUAUUCAAUUGGUGCAUACGUUUCGUGAAGCAAAUUUUGCAGCUGAUAAGAUGGCAAAGACUGGUUGUUUUUUAGAUUCUGGAGUGAGACUCAAUUUUGUUGGGCGUCCUCUUUUGUUAAACUUAAUUGAGUAUCCUAAUGUUUCUUAUUUUCAUUUUAAAUAG
Molecule: messenger RNA, 3513 nt
Organism: Papaver somniferum (opium poppy)
Lineage: Eukaryota; Viridiplantae; Streptophyta; Magnoliopsida; Ranunculales; Papaveraceae
Exons: 4
Coding region: 1-3513 (1170 amino acids)
Molecular function (GO): nucleic acid binding; RNA-DNA hybrid ribonuclease activity
Source: RefSeq, a predicted model, not a curated record